Messenger RNA from Dama dama (fallow deer), 9813 nucleotides. It is a transcript of the gene PIAS2, whose product is annotated as protein inhibitor of activated STAT 2. The record is from RefSeq and is a predicted model, not a curated record. NCBI's taxonomy places the organism in Eukaryota, Metazoa, Chordata, Mammalia, Artiodactyla, Cervidae. Gene Ontology annotation, biological process: protein sumoylation; regulation of transcription by RNA polymerase II. Gene Ontology annotation, molecular function: SUMO ligase activity; zinc ion binding; transcription coregulator activity. Bases 97 to 1965 code for a protein of 622 amino acids. The transcript has 14 exons.
GGCGGCGGCGGCGGCCGUGGUGGCGGCGGCGUUGUUGGCGGCAGCGGGCGGGGGUGCUGUGGCGGCAGCGGCGGCGGCGCCCGCGGGUGGUAUAAAAUGGCGGAUUUCGAGGAGUUGAGGAAUAUGGUUUCUAGUUUUAGGGUUUCUGAACUCCAAGUGUUACUAGGCUUUGCCGGACGGAAUAAAAGUGGACGUAAGCAUGACCUCCUGAUGAGGGCGUUGCAUUUAUUGAAGAGUGGCUGCAGCCCUGCGGUUCAGAUUAAAAUCCGAGAAUUGUAUAGACGCCGAUACCCGCGGACUCUCGAAGGCCUUUCUGAUUUAUCCGCAAUCAAAUCACCAGUUUUCAGUUUGGAUGGUGGCUCCUCACCUGUAGAGCCUGACUUGGCUGUGGCUGGGAUCCACGCGUUGCCUUCCACUUCAGUCACACCUCACUCCCCGUCCUCUCCUGUUGGUUCUGUGCUGCUUCAAGAUACUAAACCCGCCUUUGAGAUGCAGCAGCCAUCUCCCCCAAUCCCUCCUGUCCAUCCUGAUGUGCAGUUAAAAAACUUACCCUUUUACGAUGUCCUUGAUGUUCUCAUCAAGCCCACGAGUUUAGUUCAAAGCAGUAUUCAGCGGUUUCAAGAGAAGUUUUUUAUUUUUGCUCUGACACCUCAGCAAGUUAGAGAGAUAUGCAUAUCCAGGGAUUUUUUGCCAGGUGGUAGGAGAGAUUAUACAGUACAAGUUCAGCUGAGACUUUGCCUGGCAGAGACAAGUUGCCCUCAAGAAGAUAACUAUCCCAAUAGUCUGUGUAUAAAAGUAAAUGGGAAGCUGUUUCCUUUGCCUGGCUAUGCACCACCACCUAAAAAUGGGAUUGAACAGAAGCGCCCUGGACGCCCUUUGAAUAUUACAUCUUUAGUUAGGUUAUCCUCAGCUGUGCCAAACCAGAUUUCCAUUUCUUGGGCAUCAGAAAUUGGAAAGAAUUACUCCAUGUCUGUAUAUCUUGUACGACAGCUCACAUCAGCCAUGUUAUUACAGAGAUUAAAAAUGAAAGGUAUUAGAAACCCUGAUCAUUCCAGAGCACUAAUUAAAGAAAAACUUACUGCGGAUCCUGACAGUGAGAUUGCUACCACUAGCCUUCGGGUGUCCUUGAUGUGCCCUUUAGGGAAAAUGAGGCUGACAAUCCCAUGCCGUGCUGUGACUUGUACACACCUACAGUGUUUUGAUGCUGCCCUUUAUCUGCAAAUGAAUGAGAAGAAACCCACCUGGAUUUGUCCUGUGUGUGACAAAAAAGCUGCCUAUGAAAGUCUAAUUUUAGAUGGGCUUUUUAUGGAAAUUCUCAAUGACUGUACUGAUGUGGACGAGAUCAAAUUCCAAGAAGAUGGUUCUUGGUGUCCAAUGAGACCGAAGAAAGAAGCUAUGAAAGUAUCCAGCCAACCAUGUCCAAAAAUAGAAACUGCAGCUGUCCUCAGUAAGCCUUGUGCAGUGACUGUAGCCAAUGAGGCAAGCAAGAAGAAAGUGGAUGUCAUUGACCUAACAGUAGAAAGCUCUUCUGAUGAAGAGGAAGGCCCUCCUGCCAAAAGGAAAUGCAUCUUUAUGUCAGAAACACAAAGCAGCCCAACCAAAGGGGUUCUCAUGUAUCAGCCAUCUUCUGUAAGGGUGCCCAGUGUGACUUCGGUUGAUCCAGCUGCUAUUCCGCCUUCAUUAACAGACUACUCAGUACCAUUCCACCACACGCCAAUCUCAAGCAUGUCCUCAGAUCUGCCAGGUUUGGAUUUUCUUUCCCUUAUUCCAGUUGAUCCCCAGCAGUACUGUCCUCCUAUGUUUUUGGAUAGUCUCACCUCACCCUUAACAGCAAGCAGUACGUCUGUCACCACCACCAGCCCCCAUGAAAGCAGUACUCAUGUUAGUUCAUCCAGCAGCAGAAGUGAGACAGGGGUCAUAACCAGCAGUGGAAGUAACAUUCCUGACAUCAUCUCACUGGACUAAAGAAGGACUCGCUCGGUUCUAGGAAUCAUUCAUCAGAACUGCUCUUUCUUGGAUCUCUGUUCCGUGGAAGCUAUUUUUUUGCUAAUUACUUUGAUAUUUAUUGAAAUGUCAGAUGGAUUCGUUUGCCUUCUGAGAGACGAACACAGAUGACCGCAACAAGAACCACAUGACAUGCAAGGAUUUUUCUUACUCUUGGUGUACUCUUUGAGCAUCAGAUACAUUCAGCUGUAACUAUAUCCUCCUGAGAGAUGGAUUUCAAUUUCAUAAUACUGGAUAGAUUCUACAAAUCAGUUAAAUUUUUUUUGUUGUAAUACACAGCAAUAAAAUUAUGUAAAUAUUCAAGUACACUUUUUUUCUAAUUAAGAAAAGAUGUAAUCAGUGAUUCUAAAAUGACAACUUCUCGUUUAACCUGAUGUGAAGGAAAAAUAUGCGGAAAGAAGCUACAUUUGCCAAAUGAGUCCUUUCCAUGGAUUUGUUCUGUUUUCGUUGAAGUAAUGAAGUCUAGAUAAGUGGCCAAAGCUUGGGUUCCACUUUUCUCCGUUUCCAUCAAAGAAGAAUGGCCUAUGUGCUAAGCAUUUCCCCUGUUGGUUGUUUCCACUCUGGUAUUGUGUGCCCGUGAGUGCGGAGUGGAGUUCUGGGAUUUGGCUGCUCCUUACUAGUGAUCAUGUUGAAGAACGCUGUGCAGAGCCUGCCCUGACGUAAUGUGUGCUGUUUUUGGUAAUUGAACUUUCUCAUUCUAGAGAUGUCUGUAAAUUAGGGGCUUACCUUCUCAAAAGAAAUUCUCUGCGACUGUUGACUGAAAUGUUUUUUUGGAUUGAGGUGUGGCUGGAGUGUUUGUUAAGAUUUUGUUCACACUGUCCAGAAAUACUGAGAGCAUGGAGCCAGUGGGAGAACAGAUUUAGGGGCAGUGGGAAUAGCAAAGUUUAAUUUCUGCCUGAGAACUUCUUUUACUUGUUUAUUUUAUAGGAUAAUGUUCAAAUCUGCGAUGAAUAAUACUGACAAAGUAUGUCAUAAUCUCGUUUUUCUCAUAGCAGUGAUUUUUAAAUUUAAAGAAUAAACAAUAGCAAAGGGAUGGAGGUGGCAUCAGAUUUCCUGUUUUUUAAAAAAAGAAAUGUUUCCUGAAACCACAGAAGAUUAAAAACAGAAUUAGAAGUGUUUGAGUAUAAGAAAAGUUUGAAGAGAGGAUGGGCCUGAAACCCACAUUGAAAACCACUCUUACUAUGUGUUUGAUUUUAAAUCUCUAAGGAAGCUGAAUUUUACCCUGAGAAACAUUUUUAUCCAAAUUUUAUACUUUGCUUUCAUUUGGCUGCACAAUUUUGAUUUCUCAAGGAGUUAUUACUUGCCUCAUGUUUAGCUUUCUCUCCCUAAGCUGUGUCUAAGUAAACCUUUGUUUAAAAAUCAUUAAUCUAGCUGAUUUCUCAGACUGAAAUGCCCAGAUGCAGAGUCGCCAGUUUCAUACAGGACAGGGGACAGUCAGGGUUGGUGCAGCUCCAGGGAGCUGCCUUCUCAUGGCUUGGUUUCCACACCUUCUCGAGUUCUCACGCCCUUUUGCUGUUUUUGUACUCAUUUAAUUUCCUGUGAUUUUCUACAUCAUCCCUUCUUUGGCUGUAUUAUCCCUUUUGGAGAGUUAAAAACAUGGAAAACAAACCUGAAUCUUGCAGUCGUUACAUCAUAGUUGCCAGUUUUAAAUUCUUAGGACAUGUUGCAGUCCUUUGGUCCAUACACAGAAUUUAUUCCUGGUAAAAUUUUACAUUGCUGCUCUAAAUGUGGAUGCAAGUUCUGUUAACUCUGUAAUCAGACAGAAAAAGUAACCUGGUUUGUGUGGUAUAAUUUGUUAAUAAAGAAAUGCUGUAUAUUUGUUAUUAUUUUGUUAUCCAUUAGAUUCUCAGAGACCCUCCCUUCCCCAGCUUAACCCACAGAGUUUUACAAGGUCAAUGAAAAAAAAAAAAAUAGAUAUUAGUUCAUUUACUUGAUUCUUGAAACUGAUAACUGCUGUGCUGUUAUAGUUGUACUUUGUUUUCUUUUCACUAUUUUAUGUGAACAGUUUUAUUGUUCAUUUUUGGUGCUUUACACUAAAUUACAUAAAUUUUUAAUUUAUCUCAUACAGGCAACUCACAUUUUUUUAAAAUACACUUUUAAGUUUAUAAUCUUAAAAUUGAGACUUUUAUGUGUGUAUCCUUGAAGGUGAGUACCUUUUAUUAUGCUUUUGGCUCUAUGACAACAGCAUGCUUACUAAGCCAUUGUCCUUUUUUUAGUAUGGUCACCAAAUACUUUUACUGGGACCCUGCCUUUGUAGUAGUGUCUUUUACUAGCCAAGAUACCUGCUCAACCAAGUAUAAUUCCGUUUCAGAGGAGGUCUUCUCUAGCUGUUAUGUAGAUGGCAGCCAACCAUCUGCCAUCUGAUGAUGUUUAAGAAAAGGACUGCAGUUACCAACUCUUACAAACACUUAGCCAGCCUGUGUUUUUAUCUUUGUUCACAUAGAAAUGUUAGAAGAGUUUCCUUGUUUUGGUAACUCAUGACAGUAUAAUUGGUACUGAAUGUAGCUUCACGCCUAAGGUCUGCUUAUAUCGACUAACUUUUUGAUUCUUAGGUAAGCUGCUUUAGGAGUUUGUUUUCAUUUCUGCCCAGAAGGUACAAAUUCUUUCAGCAUCUGUUGUGGGAUGAUUAUAAAGGCCAAACGAAACCGUAGAGUCCAAAAAGCUAGAAUGGAAAUACCAUGAUUAAGUGAAAGAUUGUGAAUAUAAAUAAGGAGAUCCAUAACUGGGUAUAAAGCAAAUUUCCCUAGGGUAGAAUUUUAAAAGAAUGUGAAGAAAGGUUGGAUUUUAGAGGAAAGAUAGCUCGACAGACUGUUUUGACUUAGGAUUCAGACCUUUUCAGCCAUUCUGCCUUCAGAGCAGUCCUGAACAUCUGUCAUCUAGUAACCAAGUUGUCUGCUUUUCUUCUGUCAAAAAAGUAUUUAUUAGUUACAUUUUGUCUUUUUAAGUAAAGUUGAAUUUUAUAAAAUAUUAGUUCUCAACUCUUUCAUUUCUCUCUGGCCCCCAAUGGGUGUGAAAAAAGUCUCCGCCUGCCCCAAGUAAACACCUAAUCUUUCUCAUCGUGGAAAAUGUAGGGCAGCGUGCCAUUUAAAACUUGAGCCUGACGUUGUAUUUUGUGACCCUGGGUCUAUGUGUUGUGGGAGCAUGGAGGUGUCAUUUAGGUUGGUAAUUCAUGACAGAACCUGCUUCACCAUCUUUUCUGCUACAUUUCUGCAUGAAUAUGGUGAAACUUAUAGGAAAGAAAUUUAAUAAUUUCUCUGCUUUUUAAAGAAUGACUGGUUUAUAAGCCCCCACUUUUUUGUUAGGAACUACACUCCAGUUCCUAGCAGAAAUCAAUAAGGCUAUAUAAAAAUGCCCAUUCUGCUUUAAUGCUUACCUGAUUCAGUAUUUUUUUUUUUUCUGUUUGUGUUGGUAAUACAUGCUUGUAGAAAGGGCACUUAAAUAGUUUUGAAUGUUUCUUGCCGGUCACUUUGCUACGUGUUUGUGAUCUUACAUAGUUUUAUUCAUUCUUUGUGUAAUUUGUAUCUUGAUUUUUUUUUUUUCUCAGUCUACAGGCAUUAUUCAUGUCACUAAAAACUACAUUGUAUGGAUGUGCCAUGCUUUCUGUUGCCUUUCCCUGUUGGACAUUUUAGGUUGUAUCUCAUGAUGCUCUUGCAGUGCCUGUCAUUGUGCAUAAAUUAUUUCCUUAGGAUAAAUUCCUAGAGGUGAACUUCUGAGUCAAGGAUGUAAAUACUUUGUAGUUUUUGGUGCACAGCACUUCUCCAAGUGGUUUUGCUAACCAUUUGGUAUGAGAAGAACUAUCUAACCAUAUUUUCCAAGAAUAUGUACCAUUAACUGUAUGCAGGCAUCUGCAUUAAGGCCUUCCACCUCUGACCUUGGUGAGCUGGGGUAACUGAUUUGGAGAUAAUUGGCAGAGAUUUUCCUGGGAUGUUUCAGUUUCAAAUAUAUCUAUAUGAUAUGUUCCAGAAACACCUGCUUAUAAGGGUAUCCAAAUGAUUUUUCACACAUUUUUACUUGCAUUAUGAAGUAGCCCGUUGUUACACUACGUUUUCCAUUUUUAGUUAGAAAGUCUUGACUUUCUGAAACCACCUUUCACUGGGGCCAGCCCUUAGUAGCCAGCUCUCUCUUUUUUUCCUCUUCCCUUAGGCUCCAUUUUGGCCUUUCUGAGUUCCCCAAAGCCAGUAGGAUCUUCUGAGCCAAAGGCAGUCCAACUCAAACUGGAAAAGUGGUAAGGCUAAAGCAACAACAAAAGCAGAGCUAAGCUUUGCUUUUUCAUUUUUUUUCGUGUGUGUUUCCCACCCCAUCUUGGUGUUCUCAGGGUAGCUCUAGGAAAAGAAAAAACAGAUUGCUGUCUUCAUUUGCUCAAGGUAUUACUUUCUUGAUUGGCAUACCAUGUUGUUUCCUGAACUGUUUCUUUUUGAAUGGAUUUUAAAGCUGCUUUUAUGUUUUCAUAGCUCAAAUCUUUUACAUGAAGAGUGUUAUGUUAUAAAAUAUCCCACUUAUUUUGGCCUUCACAAACCAUUCAACAAGAUUUCGGUGUGUUUUGAAAGUGUAUGUGGACUAGACUGGUAUAACAGAUCUGGUCCCAUUCUUCAAAGGGCUUACAACAAGUUUUCAAAAAUCAGGAAUUCUUAGCUACUAAGAGAUGUGCUAAGAAACUUAGAAAAUGUCACAUUCCUUACUGCAGUCUUUCAAAGGAAAGUAGUGUUGUCUUUAUGUUGCAAAUGAAGAAACAAAUUUUGCAGUUGGACUUGGGUGUCUGAAACAGACCUAUUAAUUCAAAAGCCUUAUGACUCAACUGAAGUGACACUAAUUAGGUAGGCUGUUUGGGAGACUGGUAUGGUAAUCUAGACAUAAAAUUAUGAGAACUGAUUUCAGGUGAUGGCUACAGGAAUAAGGAAGGAGUGGAUGAUGAAGCCAUUUCAAAGGAAGACUCAAGAUUUUUAAGUGGAUGUAGGAAUAAGAGCUGAGUCCAUUUCUCAAGGUAGAAUGGACAAUAGUCAUUAAGGGGAGACAAUGGUGAGUUUGAUGAUUAAGAUGAGAUUUCAGAAAGGCAGUUUUCAAGAAGCUUAUUUUUGUUCUGCAGCCUUAAGAAGUGCAAGCUGCUCUGCCUCCAUUUUUACUCUCACUUGUCUCCCUUCUGUAUGUGUCCUGGUCUCUCCCAGUUGCCUCCCCGCUCUUGCGCUUGUGCAUGCCCAGUCGCUCAGUCAUGACCGACUCUUUGUUCCCGUUGGACUGUAGCCCGUGUCACCUGCGUCACAGGUGGAUUCUUUACCUGCUGAGCCGCGGGGAAGCCCCCUGUCCACCCUCUCUUCUCCCUUAAACGCGCUUGGCUGCAAGUUGAUGUUUUUUUUGAAUUUGCACUUAACUGCCUUGUCAUAACGAAUUUGGCUGUCUCCUAAAGGCCUGCCAUAGCCUGCAGCUCUCACCAGUGUGGGCUGUGUCCACAUUCCACGUAUCUCAGGAGGUGGUGGUGGCUGUCCUUCCUCUGUCCUGUAAUUUCUAAAUAAUUUCUCAAGGCUUCUGACAAAAAUCUGCCCUUUUGUUGCCCGUGUCAGGAAGUUAUACUGUCAGUUACCUCUGCUCCUACCAUCGAUCAUUCCCAUUGAUUUGCUGAAGGCCUCACUUCCUAACAGUGUACUUGGCCAUCUCUGAUUCUGUCGUAUUCUCAGUGACUUUGUUCUGACAGAUGAUCCAUCCAACACUGGCUGGUGAGAUUUUUGGUUAUCUUGCCUCCAACAUUUUCUUCCAUUGAAACUCCCUAUUUCACCCUCUCUAUUUUCUUUGUACUUAUCCAACUUCAUUAUCACAUCCUUCAGCAUGUCCUCAGACCCCUUUCUCAGUCACCUACCAGUCCUUUGACUUGACACUGCAUGGUUCUUUCCCCAUUCUCAUCAAUUAAUGCAAAUAUUCCUUUUUUCUUUUUUAAUUGAAGUAUAGUUGAUGUACAAAAUUAUGUUAAGUUUAGGUGGACUACAUGAUUUGAUGUUUACAUGUAUUAUGAUUGCCAUGAUAAAUGUAGUAACCAUUUGUCUCCAUAUGAAGUUAUAGUAAUGUAUUAUGCUGUAUGUUUUCAUUCCUGUGGCUUAUUUUAUAACUGGAGGUUUAUGUGUCUUAAUUACCUUUACCCAUUUCUUCUCCUCUCCAGCCCCUCCCUCCUGGCAACCACCCAUUUAUUCUCUGUAUGAGUAUUUUCAUUUCAUUUGAUUAGAUUCCACAUAGGAGCAAGAUUAUAUGAUAUUUAUCUUUCUCUGGUUUAUCUCACCUAGCAUAAUACCCUCUAGAUCCAUGCAUGUUGUUGGAAAUGGCAAGAUUUCUUUUUUGUUGUUAAUGGCUGUGUUAUGUAUGUAUGCACUUUACCCAUUCAUCUGUGGGCACUUAAGGUGCUUCCAUAUACAUUGGCUAUUGUAAAAUAAUGUUGCAGUGAGUAUUGAUGUGCAUAUAUCUCUUUGAAGUCACUUGACUUACAAUACCCAGAAGUGGAAUUGCCAGAUCAUAUGGUAAUUCUACUUCUUAAUUUUUUGAGAAUCCCUCAUACUCUUUUCCAUUCUAGCUGCACCAGUUUACUCCAGCCAACAGUGCACAAGGGUUUCCUUUUUUCCACAUCCUCGCUAACACUGACUUCUUGUCUUUUGUGUGUGUGUUUGAUGACAGCCUACCACUCCUGUUCAGAACACACCUUUCUUAGCAGGUGAUCUUGUUUCCAAAUUCAAUCAGAAGAUUCAGGACUUCAGCAUGAUUUCUUUUCCUCCGUGCUUACCUUCAUCUUUUAUUCCAGCCUCAGAGAAUGAGUUGGGCCAAAGGCCAGUUCAACCUUGUGAACCUUCGACUCCUAUGUCCUCUGUUGUCCUCAGGACCUUCCUCCAUGAGAAUUUCCCUCUAUCCUCUAUGUCUUCCACCUUUUGGCUGCCGCUUUUGGCUUAUAAAAGUCUCAUAUCAUUAAAUAUUUGAGAGGCUAUUAUAUGCCAGUGUAUAUAGAGACUUACCUUCACCAAAGUUGUCACCCAGUAGAUGGGGCUUCCCUGGUGGCUCAGAUGAUAAAAGAAUCCACCUGCAGUGCAGGAGACCUGGGUUCAAUCCCUGAGUUGGAAAGAUCCCCUGGAGAAGGGAGUGGCUACCCACUCCAGUAUUCUGGCCUGGAGAAUUCCAUGGACUGUAUAGUCCAUGGGGUCACAGAGUCAGACACGACUGAGCGGGUAAUACUAACUAUUAACUAACUAAAGCCAUAUAGAUAAGUGAAUAGGGAGAUCAUAGUGCAGUGGUUAAAGGUGGAGUCAGGGUGCUACAGGAGCACACAGAUAGAGAGAUGGCUGAAAAUGUCCAAAAUAGCCAGAAGUUUGCUAAGGAUUGUUAAGAGAACUAUGUUAGAAAUCAUGAAAAACCUUGUAAAAUAGCAAUAGCAAGAAGUUAUUGAAGAUUUUUCAUGGUGAUUCAUAAUAAGGAGCAUUGGUCAAGUUUUAUGUGAUAAUUUCCAUUCUACAAAUGUGGAAACAGAUUCUGAGAGGGUAAGUGACUUGUAGCAUAUAAGCAGGGAGUCAGACUUCAUGCGCAGUUUUUAACCAUCUUCUCAUAGAGGCCGUCCUUGACCAUUCUAUCUAAAAAGUGUUUCCUAAAUAUCCUAACCAUAUCACUGUUUGUAUCCCUUGUGGCAGAUAGCACAACCUGUGUUUAUUUUAUGUAUUAGUUCACUGUGUAUUUGUUUCCUCUGCUAGAUUGUAAGCUCCAUGAGGGCAGGGGUGAUAUUUCAAUUGCAUCCCAGAGCCAAACACGGUGUGGCAUAUAGUAGGUGCUCAAUAAAUGCUUGUGAAUGAA